Nelumbo nucifera (sacred lotus) is the source of this 2880-nucleotide messenger RNA. The record is from RefSeq and is a predicted model, not a curated record. NCBI's taxonomy places the organism in Eukaryota, Viridiplantae, Streptophyta, Magnoliopsida, Proteales, Nelumbonaceae.
ACGCUCUUUUGACAGCUCCUCCCUCUCUUGGCUUUUCUCUGUUACAUCGUAAAAUAUUUUACUUUUUAGUUUAUGAUCUCUCAUCUCUGUAACAAACACGCAAUGUUAUACACUUUGAAGGAAAACCCAGGGAACCCAGAAACGGCCAUUGUUGCUUGCACGACCUGUAAAGCAAGAGAAGACCUUCUCAAAGACAACUCCUCAUUGACUGUUGCUUUUUCUUCACUUUCCGGUGAUUGAGAGUUGCAGAAAGAAAUAUUGGAUCUUGGUUGACUGUUUCAAGCUUCUGUUAGAUUUGGGUAGAUAAAGAUGAUCGGCUUUUAUUUUCUUUGACCUCGAGUUGGAUUGUUUCUUUAGUCUUCCUGGUUAAGGGAAUUGCAGAAAGGUUGAAGAAGAUCUUUUGAAUAUUCUCAAGCUCGUUAGUCUCUGUAAUAAAAUCAGAUUGAUUAUUGUCUUUUCCCUGCUUUGACCAUAAUGACCGAGGAGAAUAUCGAAAUCCCAGCAACUCCAGAAAAAAAUCCUGAAGAUGGUAAUUUAAAGCAAAACUCAACAGGUAAAAUAUGUACUCCAAGCAGUAGUGAAAAUAUUCUCCCCCAUUAUCUCAGAGCUUCUACUGGUUCCUGCCAUGAUUUCUGUAAAUAUGGAAGGAAACAUGCAUUUGAAGCAAAGGGAAAGCAUCCUUUAUGGAGAGGAAUCACAGCAAAACCAACUGAGGACCAAGAUGUGAUUAAAAGUGCAACUCUAGUAGAAAGGAAGAAGAAAUCUGUGAUCCUCAAUCCUUCAUCAGAUCAGAAAACGGAGUUACCCAAUAAACCUAAAAUUAUCAAGCAAAAAGUUUCAACAUCUGCCAAGAGAACAGAUAUCUCUGCAAAUGGAAUUUCAUCACCUACUCAGAAACUGGAUAUCUCAGAUUCAUCACCUGCCAAAAAAAUAGAUGGCCCCAAAAAGGAAGCUUCAUCACCUGCUAAGAAAAUAGAUGUCCCUGAAGAAAAUAUCUCAUCACUUAGCAAGAAAACAGAUAUCUCUGCAAAUGGAGUUUCAUCACCCACCCAGAAACUGGAAAUCUCAGAUUCAUCACCUGCCAAGAAAAUAGAUGGCCCGAAAAAGGAAGCUUCAUCACCUGCUAAGAAAAUAUAUGUCCCUGAAGAAGAAACCUCAUCACUAAGCAAGAAAACAGAUAUCUCUGCAAAUGGAGUUUCAUCACCCAUCCAGAAACUGGAUAUCUCAGCUUCAUCACCUACCAAGAAAAUAGAUGUCCCUGAAGAAGAAACAUCAUCACUUGGCAAGGAAACAGGUAUCUCUGCAAAUGGAGUUUCAUCACCCACCCAGAAACUGGAUAUCUCAGCUUCAUCACCUGCCAAAAAAAUAGAUAGCCCCAAAAAGGAAGCUUCAUCACUUGCUAAGAAAAUAGAUGUCCCUGCAAAAGAAACCUCAUCACUUAACAAGAAAACAGAUCUUCGUGCAAAUGAAGCUUCAUCAUCAGCCAAGAAGAUAUAUGUCUCCGCUAAAGAAGCUUCAUCAUCAGCUAAGAAGAUAUAUGCCUCUGCUAAAGAAGCUUCAUCAUCAGCCAAGAUAUAUAUCUCUGCUAAAGAAGCUUCAUCACCCACCUUAUCUGCAAAGCCUUCAAACGCUGUGAAGCCAAAGCCUGUUGCAGCAAAGCCAUCCUCAUCCACCUUGAAUCUUACAGGGAGUUCGGGGAUUAGAGGAAAAGGUGAUAAGAAGAUGGUGAAGAACACAAGGAACUCCAAUAUAGGUCAGAAAAAGGCGUCAGUGCCUCCUAAAGCUUCUCUUUCCCCUAAACCUUCUUUCAACAGAGUUAUCAGCUUUACAAGAAAAAUUCGGAUCCUGAAAGCAACUUCUUCUUUGAAGAAUCAAAACCAAGGUAGGAAGGCUCAACCCAAGCCAUCCAACAAUGGUAAAGUCAAACAAAAGAUAUUGAAUACCAUUGAGCCAAAACCUGGGAACAACCGCCUGAGGCCAGCUAAAAAUGGAACCGAUACCACUAGACUCUCUCUAUCAUCAUCAUCAUCAUCUGUUUCUUUGUCUGCUUCAUCCUCUCAACCUCUGUCAUCACAGAUGGAGAAAGAAAAUGAGGAGACAGGAGCGAUGAAUUCCACCUCUGAACACAAUGAAACUGAAAAUAAGAAACAAAUAAAGACAGUGGAAUUGGUAUCCAAACGGCCUAGAAGGGGUGCAAUUGUUCAUCCGGAAAACAACCCACCCCAAAAGCUAAAUUUUAGGAGAGGGAAAGUGAUAAACAUUCAAUCCGAGAAUCAUGCUCCAAGGAGACUCAGAUUCAGGCAAGGAAAAGUGUUGGGGGAGAAUCAAAAUGGGAAGGGUGAUGCUGGGAGGAGAAGCUUUAGGAGGAGGAAGGAAGCAACUGAUGGUGACCCAAAUGGUACUAAACCUGAAUCAGAAAAGGUUGUUCUGAGGCACCAAGAUGUGCAGGGAAAGAAAGACACUCGGGGCUUGUUUAAUAAUGUAAUUGAAGAAACCGCAAGUAAGCUUGUUGAGACCAGGAAGAGCAAAGUCAAGGCAUUGGUGGGUGCUUUUGAAACUGUUAUCUCCCUCCAAGAGAGCAAACCUUCUACUGCAGGUACUGCAUGAGUUAUAAAGAUACUUUUCUCUUUAAUCAUACGUUGGUUUUGUAAAGAAUAAUCUGAAAUGACCAAAAUUUUUUAUAAGGAUAGUGGAGUGAAUCCUUACAAUCUUGUGAAGUUGCAAUGGUGUAAAUGGAGAGAGUGAAGUGAGGAAGCCUGGAAGAAAAAGAAAAAGAGUCUUUUUGUGUGAUGAUUUUGACAUAUAAGAUUUGUGUUUGUUGGAGGAUGUGUAGUACUUGUUCUUUUUCAAUCUUCUAUACAAAUAUGAUUGAUUGAUUGA